AUGCAGAAGAGCAAUGAAACAAGGGUCGAGGAGUUCAUCCUGGAGGGCUUCCCUGCUGUCCAGCACCUGGGCACACUCCUCUUUGCCAUCCAUUUAGUGCUAUACUUGAUAUCCAUGACGGGAAACACAGUCAUUGUCAUCCUCACAUGGAUUGACCACCGUCUCCAAGUACCAAUGUACUUCUUCCUCAGUAAUUUCUCUCUUCUGGAAGGCUGCUGUAUAACAACCAUUAUUCCCAAGCUCCUGACCAUCUUUUUCUCUGGUGCACAAACUAUCUCCUUUGCAGCAUGUCUUACACAAUUCUUUUUCUUCAUAUUUUGGGCAUCAACAGGUUUAUUUCUGUUGAGUAUAUUAUCCCUUGAUAGGUACAUUGCAAUCUGCAACCCACUUCAUUACCAUAGCAUCAUGAACAAGAGGGCCUGUAUACUGUUGGUUGUAUCCUGCUAUAUUUUGGGUUUCAUCCUUGUCUUCAGUCUGACAUUAAAGAUGUCUGCCUUAUCAUUCUGUGGACCUAAUAACAUUCAUCAUUUCUUCUGUGAUCUGGGUCCUCUGACCCAUGUCUCAUGCUCUGAUGCUAGUGAGGUGGAAUCAUUGGGCCUUUUUUUCGCUAUGCUUAUUGUUCUGUCUUCUCUUGUUAUAUCUGUCAUAUCCUAUAUCAAUAUAGUAAAAACAAUAGCACAUCUCCCUUCAGCCAAAGAACGGCAGAAAGCUUUCUCCACAUGCUCUUCCCAUCUCAUUGUCCUCUCAGUAACAUAUGGAAGCUCUAUUUUUAUGUAUGUGAUACCAAAGCAAGGUAAUAGGUUAGAUACCCAUGGAGAGUUAGUUCUUGUGAACACUGUGGCAACCCCUGUGCUGAACCCCUUCAUUUAUACUCUACGAAACAAGCAGGUGAAACAGGCCUUUAGAGAUGCUCUGUACAAAAUUAAAUUGUCGAGAUAG
Messenger RNA from Vombatus ursinus (common wombat), 939 nucleotides. RefSeq names its product olfactory receptor 6C74-like. Gene Ontology annotation, molecular function: G protein-coupled receptor activity; olfactory receptor activity. Lineage: Eukaryota; Metazoa; Chordata; Mammalia; Diprotodontia; Vombatidae. Gene Ontology annotation, cellular component: membrane. Gene Ontology annotation, biological process: G protein-coupled receptor signaling pathway. The transcript has a single exon. The coding region runs from base 1 to 939 and encodes 312 amino acids. The record is from RefSeq and is a predicted model, not a curated record.